Molecule: messenger RNA, 1335 nt
Organism: Didymodactylos carnosus
Lineage: Eukaryota; Metazoa; Rotifera; Eurotatoria; Philodinida; Philodinidae
Source: the annotation of a GenBank genome assembly
AUGUAUUCCGGUGCACCCAUUUACACAACAAAACAUUAUAUUCAUGAACCCCGUUUCCCAGCUGCCUAUCAGCAGCCUAGAGGAAUAGCAUCCUCUACUCAUUAUACGCCAUCGAUGGUAAAUCAAAAUCAUCAACCGUAUUCAAACUCAUAUAGUCAACUGCAACCUCCAACAACGGUUACUUACAUGAAUGAUCCAACACCGCGUCCGAUGCCGAAUUAUAAUCAAUCGUAUAAUUCAGCAAACAGCUAUCAACCAUCAGAUAUUUUUCAACAACCAAACAAUCAAAUGCAACAACCAGUGCUCACUGCACGUAGUGGAAAUAAAUUUGGGAAUGGUAACAUCGAAAAAACGAAUAUGAUGUCGUCCCAGAGUCCAUUUUUUGAUCCCGCUCGUUCAUAUGAACAGACAAAUAAUUACUCACGUACAUCUUCAUCUAUAACAGCUCAACCAAAAAGUGGUGGGUCCGUAAAUAAAACAUUAAAUUUAUCGAGUGAAAAUCCAUUUCAUGAUGUUUAUGGUGGAUAUCAAUAUUCAGCACGAAUCGAUCCAACAAAACGUAUAACAUCACAAUCGACAGCUGUACGAUCAACUGAUAAUAAAAGUUUAAACUUGUCCGACGAAAAUCCGUUCUUUUCGAUUUAUGGUGGUUAUCAUUAUCCGUCUCAAAUUGAUCCGAGUAAACGAAUCACAGAACUCCCGAAACAAGCCGGUCAACUAGAAAAAACAAAUGAUUUAUCAUCAGAAAAUCCUUUUAGCAAUUAUCGACCGGUCAAUCGUAAUUACAAUAGCGCAUCAAUACCAUCAUCAUCCUUUCAAAAUGCGACGCCAGAUUGGAACAGAAAUAAUUUGAUUUCAAAUCGUUCAUACGAUAGUAACAAUAAUAUGCCAAGAUAUGGUAGUUAUACUGAGACUAACCCGCCUGAUUCCUAUCGCAGUCCACCACCUGAUAGUUUUACUCCAAAACGUACUGUGCCUGAUACGACUAUGUACAAAACGGAAUCACCGUUACCAAACGAAAGACGUUUACCACAGCCAGUAAAGCCGAAGGAUGCUCCGGCGGACAAAAAUUCUUUGAAUAUGUCACCUGAAAAUCCAUUUGCAGCUACCUAUGGCCAACAUUAUUAUCCAUCAAACGAUGAAAUUAAAGCGCAAAAACGUCAGGAGAGAAACGUACGAUUUGCUGAUGAAUCAAAUCAAAGGGCUUCAUCCGUUGCUGCACCUCCUCAGCAACAGCAAAAAUCAAUGAUGAGCGAAUAUCCUGAAGAAGAAUCAAAAGACAUUAUUCAAGGAAAAGGAAAAACUAAAUUUACACGUUUUGAUGUCAAUUUUUAA